This is a messenger RNA of Phoenix dactylifera (date palm), 1298 nucleotides long. RefSeq lists its product as uncharacterized. NCBI's taxonomy places the organism in Eukaryota, Viridiplantae, Streptophyta, Magnoliopsida, Arecales, Arecaceae. The record is from RefSeq and is a predicted model, not a curated record. Gene Ontology annotation, molecular function: RNA binding.
CUCCCACCGUCGCUUACACCGUCUGACCCAAUCCCGACGUCGGGUUUUAAGCCGAGUCGAAAGAGAGAGAGAGAGCAGGGAGAACGGACCUCCACCGAGGUUCUUGAACAAUGGCUUUUACCAAUAAACUUGGGAAUCUAUUUAAGAAAGCUACAGCUUCCAAUCUUUCAGUGUAUCAAGCAAUACGAUCCAUGUCAUCCUCAAAACUCUUUGUUGGAGGACUCUCAUAUGGCACAGAUGAUCAGAGUCUGAGAGAAGCAUUCACCAGCUAUGGUGAAGUUGUGGAAGCUAGAGUUAUCAUUGACCGAGAGACUGGUAGGUCCAGGGGAUUUGGUUUUGUAACUUUUACAUCUGGUGAGGAGGCCUCUUCUGCCAUUACUGGACUGGAUGGAAAGGAUCUUCAUGGCCGGAUGGUAAGAGUCAACUAUGCUACAGAGCGGAGAGGAUUUCGUGGCGGCUAUGGCGGUGGAGGUGGCGGCUAUGGCGGUGGAGGCUAUGGCGGUGGCGGCUAUGGCGGUGGCGGCUAUGGUGGAGGUGAUGGCUACAAUGCUGGAGGGGGAUAUGGUGGCAGUACUGCUGGUGGCUAUAGUGGAGGUGGUAGUUAUGGCGGUGGUAGUAAUUUCGGUGGAGAUAGCUACGGCAGUGGAGGCGGCAGUUAUGGUGGUAGCAGUGGUGGUGGGGACUACAGUGUUGCUGGAGGAGGAGUUGGUGGUGACAACUAUGCCAGUGGUGCCGCUGGUGAUAACUAUGCCAGUGGUGCUGGUGGUGCGGCCGGUGGUUUUGGCAGCAGUGGUGGCUAUGGUGGGAGCAGUGCCACAGACUACGGCAGCAGCGUCAACCAAUUCAGCAGCAACACGAGCAGUGCUGAUGCUGGUUUUGAGAAUGAAAGUCAAGACAACUUGUUGGACGACACCGUGAAGGAUGAUGAUGAUGAGCCUGAUAACUAUGCUAACAAGCGAGGCUGAGGUCAACGAACCACCAUAUGCACAUCUUCGGAUGAAGAUUCAGACGAGUCACAGAUUGGGAGGGAUAAUGAUUAGCGUUGCCCAUCAUCAAAUCUCACGAGCGAAGUAUACAAAGAGGGCAUUAUCUGUAAACUUAGUGUUGCAGAAGCUAGCCCAUAACUAUUUUGUGUUAUUUUUUUGGCUUUUCUUUGCUUUAAUUAAUGUCGUGGAAAUCUGACCAGGGAAUUAAUACUGGUUUACUUCGACCUUAAUGUAGGGAUGCAUCUCUGUGCUGUGGACAUUUGUUCUAGAUAUCAUUUUUAAGAUUUCUUGCGAUCGCCUACCUACUCUUGA